AAACGGAAAACGAUUUCCGAUUUAUUUUUACGCUAAAUAAUUAUUUAAUAAUUACGAAACGGAAUAUAUCAAACAGCUGAUAAACAAAAAUGGCGACUUUGUGGAAGCGUGGGCAUGUGGAUGGUAUCAAAAUAAGAAAAUGUAUUAAUUCUUGGGAAAAUUCUCGAUUCAAAUUUCAGACGACGUCCAGUACAAGUGUUGGACUUUUCAAUGAAUCUUUAAUAAAAGAGAAAAUUAACAAAUGGAUGAAAAGUUACGAAGAUUUUAUUGGACUGAGUGAAAUGAAAGAAACGCAAUUGAAAGUUAUUCAGGCAGAAGAAAAAUUUAUGGAAACACAAGAGAAAAGAAGAGAAAAACAACAAUUUAUUCAACAAAUUCAGCUGAAAUUAAAAGAUAUACAUAAUGAAUUAAACAAAACUUCUAGAGGAGAAGAUAAUUAUUUAAACCUUAUAACGCAGGAACAUGCUAUAAUUAGAGAAGAAAAAGGCCUUUUGGAAGAAUUUAAAAAUUUAGAAAAAGCAGAAAGAGAAUAUUUUUCAGCUCUUUCUUUAGCUGUUAGAAGCAGUCAUGAGAAAGAAAGAGCUCAAGCAGAAAGAACAAAAUAUUGGUCCAUAAUUGGUUCUAUUUGUGGUGCCGUAAUUGGUAUUAUUGGAACUAGCAUUAACAACAGAAUGAGAAUGAAAGAAUUGAGAGGACUUGUUUCCGAAGCAUCUGAUCAGAAUAAGUUACAUCUCCUAGUUAAUGAUUUAACUAAUGUUAUGAAAACACAGCAUCGCCAAGUUGUGGAUUUUGUUAGCGAUUUGAAAAAAUCUUUAAUUUUGCAAGGAAAUUUGCACGAACUGAAAGGAAAAAUAAAUAAUUCUUCCAUGAUGACAGAUGUAGAAUUACCUUAUGAGAAGUUGGAAACACAGACUGAUGAAAUUCUUUCACUGAUUCAGAAACAAGAAAAAAUGAUGGCACAAGAAAUGAAAGAAGUAAAAGUUUUAGUGAACUCACUAAGAGCUUCAAAACCUGAGACAGAUAAUGAAAGUAAUGAUAUACCAGCAAUAUAUGUUGGAAAUGAUGUAGAGAGGUUGUUGAAAGAUGCCGAAAAAAAUUUGGAAUUUAAAAUGAAAAUUAAUUCUUUAGCAACAGUUGCAUUUAUAUAUGGUGCCUUUGCAAUAACUCUACCUAUAAUUUUUCAAUAUUUUAAAAAUCCAUAGAUAAAACUAUGUAAAUAAAUAAAUAUAAAU
Molecule: messenger RNA, 1232 nt
Organism: Centruroides sculpturatus (bark scorpion)
Lineage: Eukaryota; Metazoa; Arthropoda; Arachnida; Scorpiones; Buthidae
Product: coiled-coil domain-containing protein 51-like
Exons: 3
Coding region: 90-1202 (370 amino acids)
Source: RefSeq, a predicted model, not a curated record